Molecule: messenger RNA, 2977 nt
Organism: Nerophis lumbriciformis (worm pipefish)
Lineage: Eukaryota; Metazoa; Chordata; Actinopteri; Syngnathiformes; Syngnathidae
Product: low-density lipoprotein receptor-related protein 3-like
Cellular component (GO): plasma membrane
Molecular function (GO): protein binding
Source: RefSeq, a predicted model, not a curated record
UCCCGCUGCUGUUGACGACGUGUGUGUCUCGCAAAAAAAGGACACAAUGCCUUUUUACCGCUGGAAAUAGAUGGAAGCCACACCGGGGGGCGCGCGGAGGUCGUGUCCGCGAUAGGGGCUCCGACUGUCGGCCGAGCAUGGCGGCGACGGCGCGGCGGCGGCGGCUGCUGGUGCUGCUGGUGGGGGUGCUGCUGCGGCUCUGCCCCGCCGCGCUGCGUGCAGCAGGGUGUGGCGAGCGGGUGGAGGUGCACACGGAGCGCAGGGGUGUGAUCUACAGCCCCUCCUGGCCUGUCAACUACCCGCCAGGCGCCAACUGCAGCUGGCACAUCCAGGGGGGCCACGGGGAGGUCCUCACCAUCAGUUUCCGGGUGUUUGACGUGGGACAGUCCGGGAGCUGCGAGGACGGAGACUGGCUGCUGGUCACCUCCACGGUCUGGCGGGCCGAGUCCAGACUCUGUGGAUCCAGCAGGCCGCCGCCCUUCAUCUCCAGCAGGGGGCGCGUGUGGUUGUUCUUUCACUCCCAGGCCAACAGUUCAGGACUAGCUCAGGGUUUCCACCUGUCCUACAUCAAAGGUCACCUGGGUCAGAGCAGCUGCCAGUCAGACGAGUUCCUGUGCGGGAACGGCAAAUGUCUUCCUCACUCCUGGAAGUGCAACGGCCAGGACGAGUGCGGCGACGCCUCCGACGAGCGCAGCUGCUCGCCGCCCCCCACCGAGGCCCGACCCGGCCUCUGCCCGCCCGGUGCCCUGGCCUGCACGGCGGCGCAGUCCACCCGCUGCCUGCCCGCCGUCCUGCGCUGCGACAAAGUCCGCGACUGCCCCGACGGCUCCGACGAGCGGGGCUGCCCCGACGACACCUGCGGCAAACGCCUGGGGAACUUCUACGGCUCCUUCGCCUCCCCGGACUUCUUCCGGGCCAACCGGAGCGAGGCGGCGGAGCUGAGGUGCUCCUGGCUGUUGGACACGCAGGACCCCAAGCCCAUCGUGCUGCAGCUGGACCUGCAGCUGGGACCCGGGGACUCGCUGCACGUGUACGACGGGCUCCUGCACCGCGCCGAACACCUCCUGCAGGUGCUGUCCUAUCACAACAACCGCCGGCCCGCCUUGCUGGAGUCCAGCCGGGGACAGAUGAGCGUGUUGUACCUGGCCAAGCCUCGCAGCCCCGGACGAGGCUUCAACGCCACUUACCAGGUGAAGGGUUACUGCUUUCCCGGCGAGCGUCCUUGCGGCAGCGACCAGGGUUGCUACUCCGAACAGCAGCGCUGCGACGGCUACUGGCACUGCCCGUCGGGGCGCGACGAGGAGUCCUGCCCCAUGUGCCCGGAUGGCGACUUCCCUUGCGGCGGCGACACGGGCGCCUGCUACUCGCCGGCGGAGCGAUGCAACAACCAGAAGAGAUGCCCCGACGGCUCGGACGAGAGGAACUGCUACGACUGCCAGCCCGGGAACUUCCACUGCGGGACCAACCUGUGCAUCUUCGAGACCUGGCGCUGCGACGGGCAGGAGGACUGCCUGGACGGGAGCGACGAGAGGGACUGCCUGACGGCGGUGCCCAGGAAGGUGAUCACGGCCGCUCUGAUCGGGAGCUUAGUCUGCAGCCUGCUGCUGGUCAUCGCGCUCGGCUGCGCCCUCAAACUGCACACGCUCAGGAGUCGGGAGUACAGAGCUUUUGAGACUCAGAUGACUCGCAUGGAGGCGGAGUUUGUGCAGCGGGAGGCUCCGCCCUCGUACGGGCAGCUCAUCGCCCAGGGUCUCAUCCCGCCCGUGGACGAUUUCCCGCCUUACAACCCCACCCAGGCCUCGGUCUUGCAGAACCUGCGCCUGGCCAUGAGCAGACAAAUCCGACGCCACACCACCCGCCGCGCCUCCUCCUCCUCCUCCUCGUCCUCAUCCUCGCGGCGCCGCUUCGCCAACGCGUGGAGUCGCAUGUUCCGCCAAGCCAGAGGCCACGCCCCUCUGCUGGACCCCCCCGCCGGCGCCGCACACGUCACCCUGGGGCUGCACAGCUACCGAACCGCAGGGGGGCGAGGGGUCCGGGGCGGGGACGUCGGCACGGAGGCGGCGUGGGACUGCUCGGCCGGCGUGGACCUACACGGCGGGCACACGCCGGAGAGUCCCGCCUCGCCGCUCUCCUACCAAUCACAGGACAGUCCCGAAGCGGCGGCGCCGUCCCCUCCAGAACCUUUCCCUCCCGGUCCGAGUGAGGGUCCAGGACAGCCCCCUCUCCUAACCGCGCCGCGCUCUUCCAGAAAACUGGUUCUGGAUCUGGCCGCCAACCUCAAGGGGGUCUCCCUCAGGCGCUACUCGCCUCUCGGGCCCCUCGGCGCCGCCGACUCCCCGCGCCACCCCUUGGGGAGGACGCCCGACGAGUCGUCGUCGUCGACUUCGUCCGCCACGUCUCUGGACGGCGAGGAGACGGGAGGCGGGGAGGAGAAGAGGAGGCGGAGGAAGGCGAGCGUACGUUCAGGGAGGGAAAGCACGCCAUGUUGACGCACGCUCUCUGGCGCCCAAAGUGUCCUUGAAGCCCCGCCCCCUGACAUCCUGGCGCCAUUAUGCAGCGCUGGCAAGCCAUGAACACACAAGUCAAGAGUUGCCUCGCCAUUUGCCAGCGCCAUCACGCACAAUCGCUGCCAUUUGCUUGUUGGAACGCUUUUUCUACUCCGAAUAUGAACAUUCUUAAUAAAACAUUUAUUUAACUCUAAAUAUGAUCAAACUUAAUAAUACAUUUAUUUAACUCUAAAUAUGAUCAAACUUAAUAAUACAUUUAUUUAACUCUAAAUAUGAUCAUACUUAAUAAUACAUUUAUUUAACUCUAAAUAUGAUCAUACUUAAUAAAACAUUUAUUUAACUCUAAAUAUGAUCAUACUUAAUAAUACAUUUAUUUAACUCUAAAUAUGAUCAUACUUAAUAAUACAUUUAUUUAACUCUAAAUAUGAUCAUACUUAAUAAUACAUUUAUUUAACUCUAAAUAUGAUCAU